Molecule: messenger RNA, 2688 nt
Organism: Striga asiatica
Lineage: Eukaryota; Viridiplantae; Streptophyta; Magnoliopsida; Lamiales; Orobanchaceae
Source: the annotation of a GenBank genome assembly
UUUUUUUUUUAUUUUUUGUUUUUGACAGAUUGAAUUUAAACAAUCAUCCAUCAUUUCAUCAUGGGCUCAUCAAACAGGCACUGGCCAAGCAUGUUCAAGUCCAAGCCUUGCAACUCAACUCUUAAUCAACAGCACCAAUAUCUAAACCCUUCUCUAAUCUCAUACUCACCUGCAACAGGGCCCGGAUGUGAAGGCCGCACUCCAGAACCGAAGCCAAGAUGGAACCCUAGACCCGAACAAAUCCGGAUACUUGAAUCCAUCUUCAACUCGGGCCUGGUCAACCCGCCGAGGGACGAGAUACGAAAAAUUAGGGCUCAAUUGCAGGAGUACGGAGCAGUAGGAGAUGCCAAUGUCUUUUAUUGGUUCCAAAACCGAAAGUCCCGGAGCAAGCACAAGCAGCGCCACCUCCAAACCGCCGCCUCCGCCGGAAAACACCACCAGCCGCCGCCGCCGCCGCCGCCGAUCUCCGCCACCCCCUACUCGCCGCCGUCCUCCUCCGGCAAGUCGUCGUCGUUGUCCCCCAACAGCCCCCCCGGCGUGAUCGACUGCCUGAACUCGCCCACGGCCUCUGUGAACCAGCGGGCCUUUGCUCCGGGCCCGACGGAGUUUCAGCUGGAGGAGCCCUUUUUCUACCAGAUCCAGCAGGAUUCGCCGGUGGUGGGUGGUUUGGGGCAAGGGUUCUGCUUUUCCGGCGGUGUCUCCGGCGGCGGAAGUGUCUCCGGCGGGGGGGCGGAUCAGGGCUUCUUGCUGAGUGAGCUGAUGCUGAUGAGCGGCUGCCCCUCCAAGAUUUUGGAGGACGAUGACGGCGGCCAUGAGAAGAUGAAGUUUGAGGAGCAGCUAGAUUACGGUGUGGUGGGCCCCACAAAAUCCACGGUGUUCGUAAAUGAUGUGUUCUUCGAGGUGGGUGUGGGACCCUUCAACGUGAGGGAGGCGUUUGGUGAUGAUGCGGUGCUUAUACAGUCGUCCGGUCAACCGGUGUUGACCGACGAGUGGGGAAUAACUCUCUACCCGCUUCAGCACGGUGCCUUUUACUAUCUCAUCCGAACCACCAUGCCUUCUUCGCCUCGCGAGCUGAUCACGACCAUUGACUUGGCAAAUAAAAAUGGAGCAAAAGAAUCUAAAAAGCCGACUCACAACAAUCAAAGGGGUCGGUGGACCUCAGCCGCAGCUUUAUCUUCACCGACACCACCACCGGACGGUGAGGAUUCAUUCACACUCGCAUUACCGGGUUUGAAGGAAGGCAGAGGAUUGGAGCCUUUGAUAACCCAUCCGAGGGCGAAGAACGAGAGGCCGGCCAGUAUAGCUGUGCCCCACGCGUGGGAGUACCACUUGCUGUACUGUUUGAUCGCAAACCGCCAUUGCUCCCUGAGCGUGGCGGCGUCGGGAUUCAGCGAUUCCGGCGGGUUUGGGAAGUGGGGGCCGUGGGAGAACCCUCUGCCGGCGGUGGGGAUCGGCGGUUCCGGCGGUGAAGUGGGUUUCUGGGUGGGCUUGGGUUCGGGGAUUUGGGGCUCGCCCAUUGAUUUGAUUGUACUCUCUCGAUGUUUGAGAGUAGUUUAUGCAUUGGUGCUAUUGUACCUUGAGAACAGAAUUGCCAUAAGGGAAUUUCUACUUGGGCCACGUCUCACGUUAUGCGCCGGGUUUAGAGAUAGGGGGAAUCUCAUUCAGGAAAGGAGCCCAUUGAACGAACAAAACAAUCGAAUCUGCUUCUUUCUUGCAUUCAUUUUCUCCUUUUUCAGAUACUACGCAGAGAAGCAGGCCGGACUUCCGUCGGUGAAAAUGGGAAGGGGGAAAUUCAAGGGCAAGCCCACCGGCCGCCGCAAUUUCUCUACCCCAGAAGAGAUGUUGGCUGGUACCUCUUCUCGUCCUCGCACCUUCAAAAAGGAAGAAGCUGAGGUGGCAGAGGAAGAGAUAUCUGAUGUAGAGUCUGAUGAGGAAGUUCAGGAUGAAUCUGAAAAAGCGAAAGGUACCCAAGGUGUCAUUCAAAUUGAAAAUCCCAAUCUGGCGAAGCCCAAGAACUUGAAAGCACGUGAUGUUGAUCUUGAGAAAACAACUGAGCUUUCACGACGUGAAAGAGAGGAGAUUGAGAAGCAGAAAGCCCAUGAGAGGUAUAUGAAGCUGCAAGAGCAAGGCAAGACCGAACAAGCAAGGAAGGAUUUAGAACGUUUGGCCCUUAUACGACAACAAAGAGCCGAAGCUGCUAAGAAACGAGAGGAAGAGAAAGCUGCCAAAGAGCAAAAGAAGGUUGAAGCUCGCAAAUGAUUUCGUGUUUGGAAUAAUAUGAACCUAAAACAGUGUCCUUGGUACAUGGAAGUGUGGAACGAUUCAACUUGAGUUUGCUGGAACAAUAUUUAUACAAGUUUGUCCUGCUAUUAAAGAUGAUUUUUACCUAGCUCUCCUCAUUCCUCUUUCUUUCUCUACAUGUUUUGUAUUUGGAAGAAGACGACUACUUACCUCUGUGCUUUAUCAUAAGUCAGCAGUAUUUUGUCUUAUAUUCAGACAUACUAUAUUAUUGUUUCUACUUUUUAUAUCACACUUACCAUCAUACAAUUCAAUUUUUAUUUAAAUCCCCAAUUAUGACAAGCAUAAAUUUAGUUCAUAUAUGCAUAUAUGCAUUCCACUUCGGGGGAUUUAGUGCAUAUUCAAUGCUAUUAAGUUGUAGUUUGACAAUUGUUCCAAAUGGCAAUAAAU